UAUUUGUUCACAUUGAGCGGCGGUCGCGAUUGUCAUAUUAUAAUAAACCCUGUUUAAUUAUUUAAAGCGUAUUCAAUAUAUUAUACAUUUAUAUAUAUUUAUGAAUAUUUUUAUGUGUAUAUCGAUGUCGGCUAUAGUUUUGCUGUAUUUUAUAAUAUUUUUUUUCGCGUUUCGCCGCCAAAAUAAUUAUCGACGAUAACAUGACGAUGCGAGUGCCAUUUAACCACAACAUUAAAAAUAUACAAUAAUAUAAUAGUUAUCAUACUCACCGUUUCAAGUGUAAUAAUUUAUUGUGUACAGCAGCUGCGCGCACGAUGAUCCUUCACGACGGAAUGAUGCUCGACGAUGGGUCAUCGUACCAGAAAAAGAUGUUCGACAGGGCGGCCGUGCUCUUACAGAAGUUCCSGUUCCGGUUUCUCAACAGAGUUUCCAGAGAGAACACCGAGUGGUCCGGCAAUCCGCGCAAAAUGGCCUUUUAUUACUCAAAACGUUUUCCAAACAUGUGUGUGAGCUCGUCGUUCUACGAUGACAUAAUGAACAUUGCCGAAAUACACGUGAACUAUUAUCAAUCCCGUUGGUUUGAUUUUGGUGAUCUAUAUUCAGAGCCAUCUUUCAACGAAUCUUCUGUUCCAUGGACUAAUCGUCCAAUAUUACAACCAAUACAUACGCAAAAUACAUUUGUUCAUAGUGUCAAUUACAACAACUACAAUAACAAUCAGAGGGAUUUAACGAAUAGUCAUACACUUAAAGUUCAAUUACCCAAUAAACUAGUCACCAUUCUAGUACCAACACCUAGUUCGGUUGAAUCAUUUUCAGCAUCUAGUUCACCAUUAGAUUUUGAAGAGCCUAUUACACCUAUUAAAGUAAUGUCUGAAAAUAAUGAUGAUUUUAAAAAGUCGCCUGAAGAAAAUAAUAAUAAAAUACAAGUCAUAGAGAAUGAUGAUACUAAAAGCAGCAGUAUCGACUCAGAUAGUUCUAGGUCUGGUACUCCUAUUGAUGAAAAAACUGUAUCAUAUGCUSAAGUCAUUAAAUAUUCCAAACCAACAAAACCAAAACAAUCUGAAAAGUCUGAUUUUAAUAUUAUUGAAGAAUCUAGAAAAGAAUCUAUUAAAUCUAAUAGAAUUCCACCAUCUAAAAAAAUAUCAAUUAAGCUACCUGAUGCUCCAUUUCUACCAAAUAACCAACAUUGUGCAUUUUGUAAAAACAAUGGUGAAGAAGAAUCAGUUUAUAGAACACAUUUUGUUAAAGAUGAACUAGGAAACGUGAAGUGUCCAUUUUUAUCGAGGUACACGUGUCCACAUUGUAAAGCAACUGGGACUAAAGCUCAUACUAUUAGUAGAUGUCCAUUAAGUAAUAAAAAUAGAAUUAAUAAAUUUAAUAAACAACAGUGA
Molecule: messenger RNA, 1391 nt
Organism: Diuraphis noxia (Russian wheat aphid)
Lineage: Eukaryota; Metazoa; Arthropoda; Insecta; Hemiptera; Aphididae
Molecular function (GO): zinc ion binding; RNA binding
Source: RefSeq, a predicted model, not a curated record